CAGCGCUCCGGGGCGGCGGGCCCGAGCGCGCUGACAGCUUCCGGUUUGGUUUCCCCGCCCCUGCGCGGCUAAAGCAGUGCGGGCUCGGCGGCGGUAGCCGUGGGGCGGCGGGGGGGCAGGGCGUGGCGAGGUGAGGUGGGUGCCCGAGCGGGGUUCCCGGAGCCAUGGCCUGCUCCAUUGUCCAGUUCUGCUACUUCCAGGACCUCCAGGCCGCCCGGGACUUCCUCUUCCCUCAUCUGCGGGAGGAGACCCCCAGCGGCGCCGUGCGGAGGGACCCCAGUAAAUCAACAAGCUGGGAAGAUGAUGGCUGGGGAGCAUGGGAAGAAACAGAACCCCAAGAACCUGAAGAAGAAGGAAAUACUUGCAAAGCACAAAAAACUUCCUGGCUGCAAGACUGUGUUUUAUCCUUAUCUCCGACCAAUGAUCUUAUGGUUAUAGCUCGAGAGCAAAAAGCUGUUUUUCUAGUGCCAAAAUGGAAAUACAGUGAUAAAGGAAAGGAAGAAAUGCAAUUUGCUGCUGGCUGGAGUGGUUCUUUAAAUGUCGAAGAAGGAGAAUAUGUAACCAGUGCUCUGUGUAUCCCACUAGCAAGCCAAAAGAGGAGUUCCACCGGGCGUCCUGACUGGACCUGCAUCGUGGUGGGCUUUACUUCAGGUUACGUACGCUUCUACACGGAGAACGGCGUGCUCCUGCUCGCACAGCUUUUGAAUGAGGACUCUGUGCUCCAGCUUAAGUGCAGGACCUAUGAAAUCCCACGGCAUCCUGGCGUGACCGAACAGAACGAAGAGUUGAGUAUCUUAUAUCCAGCUGCCAUUGUGACUAUUGAUGGAUUUAGCCUUUUUCAGUCUCUUCGUGCUUGUCGAAAUCAGGUAGCAAAAGCUGCGGCAUCAGGCAAUGAGAACAUACAGCCACCACCGUUAGCUUAUAAAAAAUGGGGUCUACAAGAUAUCGACACUAUUAUUGAUCAUGCUAGUAUUGGUAUUAUGACUCUGUCCCCGUUUGAUCAAAUGAAGACUGCUUCCAAUGUAGGUGGAUUUAAUGCAGCAAUUAAAAACAGCCCACCUGCCAUGUCUCAGUACAUCACUGUCGGGUCCAAUCCAUUCACUGGCUUCUUCUAUGCUUUAGAGGGAAGCACGCAACCAUUAUUAUCUCAUGUUGCCCUGGCUGUUGCAAGUAAGCUCACUUCGGCUUUAUUUAACGCUGCCAGUGGUUGGCUCGGUUGGAAAAGUAAGCACGAGGAAGAGGUGGUGCCCAAGCAGAAGCCGAAGGUGGAGCCCGCUGCCCCGUUAGCUGUAAGAUUUGGACUUCCAGAUUCUAGACGCCAUGGUGAAAGUAUAUGUCUGUCUCCAUGUAACACGCUGGCAGCAGUAACGGAUGAUUUUGGCAGAGUUAUUUUAUUGGAUGUAGCUAGAGGAAUCGCAAUACGCAUGUGGAAAGGGUAUCGAGAUGCACAGAUCGGUUGGAUGCAAAUCGUAGAGGACCUCCACGAAAGGGUACCGGAAAAGGCGGAUUUUUCCCCCUUUGGAAAUACUCAGGGUCCAAGUCGUGUAGCUCAGUUCCUUGUGAUCUACGCACCCAGAAGGGGAAUCUUGGAAGUGUGGGGCACACAGCAGGGGCCUAGGGUAGGAGCCUUCAACGUGGGAAAGCACUGCAGGCUUCUGUAUCCUGGCUAUAAGAUAAUGGGCUUAAAUAAUGUUACCAGUCAGAGCUGGCAGCCACAGACUUACCAGAUCUGUCUUGUUGAUCCAGUGUCUGGAAGUGUGAAAACAGUAAACGUUCCUUUCCAUUUAGCACUGAGCGACAAGAAGUGUGAGCGAGCCAAGGACAUGCACCUAGUGAAGAAACUGGCGACCCUGCUGAAAACAAAACCUCCCAAUCUCGAUUUGGUUGAAACAGAAAUAAAGGGAUUAAUUCUUGAUAUUAAGUAUCCUGCGACGAAGAAACAAGCUUUGGAAAGCAUUUUGGCAAGUGAACGUUUACCAUUUUCCUGCCUUAGAAACAUCACUCAGACUUUAAUGGACACUUUAAAAAAUCAAGAACUGGAGUCUGUGGAUGAAGGAUUGCUACAGUUUUGUGCCAAUAAACUGAAACUACUCCAUCUUUAUGAGUCUGUCAGUCAGUUAAAUUCCCUUGAUUUUCAUUCAGACACACCAUUCUCAGAUAAUGACUUGGCUGUGUUACUGAGGCUUGAUGAAAAAGAACUGCAUAAGCUCCAGGCAUUACUAGAGAAGUACAAACAGGAAAAGUCCAGAACUACUACCGUCCGAUUCUCUGAUGAUAAGGAUGGUGUGUUGCCUGUAAAAACAUUCCUGGAAUAUUUAGAAUAUGAGAAAGAUGCGAUCAACAUAAAAAAGAUGAGUGAAGAGGAGUAUGUGGCUUUAGGCAGCUUCUUUUUUUGGAAGUGUUUGCAUGGAGAAAGCUCUACUGAGGAUAUGUGUCGUACAUUGGAGUCAGCUGGACUUAGCCCUCAGCUGUUGUUGGCUCUGCUGCUAAGUGUUUGGCUUUCCAAGGAAAAAGAUAUUUUGGAUAAACCGCAGUCUGUGUGCUGUCUUCACACAAUGCUGUCCCUCCUGAGCAAGAUGAGAGUGGCCAUCGACGAGACCUGGGACUCCCAGUCUGUGUCCCCGUGGUGGCAGCAGAUGCGGACGGCUUGUGUUCAGUCUGAGAACAACGGGGCCGCCCUGCUGUCUGCACACGUCGGCCAUUCCGUUGCCGCACAGAUCUCGAACAGUCUGACCGAGAAGAAAUUUUCCCAAACAGUCUUGGGUGCUGAUUCCGAGGCCCUCACCGACUCCUGGGAGGCCCUCUCUCUUGACACCGAGUACUGGAAGCUGCUGCUGAAACAGCUGGAGGACUGUCUCAUACUUCAGACACUACUUCACAGCAGGGCAAACACGCCAACCUCCAAAGUGUCAUCGCUGCAGGCUGAGCCCCUCCCGAGGCUUUCUGUCAAAAAGUUAUUGGAAGGAGGAAAAGGUGGCAUUGCAGACAGUGUAGCCAAGUGGAUAUUUAAACAGGACUUCAGCCCUGAAGUGUUAAAACUGGCUAAUAAGGACAGAGAUGCAGAAAACCCAGAUGAACCCAAAGAAGGUAUUAGCAGAGGUUUAUAUGAGGUGCCAGAGGUGGAGACGAACCUUGGAACUAUACCAGACUUGUUGCAUUCAGCCUAUAGGCAGUUUCCCUGUAGCCUUGAGCUAGAUGUGCUCUACGCGCAUUGUUGUUGGGAGUAUGUUGUUCAAUGGAAUAAAGACCCAGAGGAAGCACGUUUUUUCGUUAGGUCAAUAGAACACUUGAAGCACAUUCUUAAUGCACAUGUUCAGAAUGGUAUUGCACUGAUGAUGUGGAAUACAUUCUUGGUUAAAAGAUUUUCUGCUGCUACAUACUUGAUGGAUAAGACGUUCCUAAGCCAUGAGCAGCGCUACAUUCAGACCCACUUUGGGCCACAGCUCCUGUCACCGGUUGGAAAAUCACCAAAGGAUAGGUUAUGCCGAAGGGAUGUGGGGAUGAGCGACACGGCAAUGACCUCUUUCCUCGGCUCCUGCUUGGAUCUUCUUCAGACUUUAAUGGAGGCUGACGUUAGCAGGGAUGAAAUGCAGGCACCUGUCCUGGAUACGGAGGACGCGUGGCUCGCCGUCGAAGGACCGAUCUCGAUCGUGGAGCUGGCCUUUGAGCAGAAACACAUCCACUACCCGCUGGUGGAGCACCAUUCCGUCCUGUGCUCCAUCCUCUUCGCCAUUAUGAGGUUUUCUCUGAAAACCGUGAAGCCGCUUUCACUCUUUGAUAGUAAGGGGAAGAAUGCAUUUUUCAAAGACCUAACUUCAAUUCAGUUAUUACCUAGUGGGGAAAUGGAUCCAAACUUUAUUUCUGUACGACAACAGUUCUUACUGAAAGUCGUGAGUGCAGCCGUCCAGGCCCAGCAUUCAGUCAUGAAGGACAGAGAGUCCUCCGAAGAGGCACCAACCACUCCUUUUGGGAAAGACCAAGAUUGGCCAGUUCUGGCCGUGGAUUUGGCUCAUCACCUUCAAGUUAGUGAAGAUGUUGUUCGAAGGCAUUAUGUGGGGGAACUCUACAACUAUGGAGUUGACCACUUAGGAGAAGAGGCCAUCCUCCAGGUUCAGGACAAAGAGGUCCUCGCCUCUCAGCUGCUGGUGUUAACAGGGCAGAGACUGGCGCACGCGCUUCUCCGCACCCAGACGAAAGAAGGCAUGGAGCUGCUGGCCCGACUCCCGCCCACGCUCUGUACCUGGCUGAAAGCGAUGAACCCCCAGGAUCUUCAAAACACAGAAGUGCCAAUCGCAACAACAGCUAAACUAGUACAUAAAGUAAUCGAGCUGCUGCCGGAAAACCACGGGCAGUACAGUUUAGCCUUACACCUCAUUGAAGCUGUGGAAGCCAUAUCGAGUCCUUCUUUAUGACACUCAGCCAGUUGUGAACCGUCUGCAGUUGUGAACCACAUGAAUUAGUGCAUGGUAAUUUUACAUAGUAAGAUCUGGAAUUUUAUGGAGGGAGUAUAUCUUUUUUCUUUUGUAAAAUAAAAACACAUACUACUUUUAAAAGUGCAGUUCUGGCUAAAUCCACUCCUUUCGUUAAUAUUGAAGAUAAAAUAUAAACAAGUAUCAAUGAUACCAUUAAUUACUAACAGGUGUUUUACUGUUUAUUUCUAAUUUAAGCACUUUAAGUAGCUUUAUUGGUAAACUUUGCUAUUUCAAAUGGGUUAUAAUUUACAGAUUAUGUUAUUAUCAGAGUCUAUAUUUUGUACUUGAAAUGUUAUUGUAAUUAAAUUUAAACGUGUUCAUGUGUAGUCCCCGUGAGUAAAAUGAGGGAAACGACCCACUCGCUUUUGUCAGCAUGCUCCAGUCCCACACCCGGGCCGCCGCCUGGAGUCAGGACGCGGACAGGCUCUUUCCCAGAGGUUAUGCUGCCGCCACCGGAGGAUGACCUUGCUUUGGAGGAAGAACGGGUUCGAGAUCAUCACAUUCAUCAGAAGGGACGCUGAACAGAACCUUAACCUGCUGUGCUUGCCAACUUGAGAAUCCGCGACGCAGGCACACAGCAAAGUUAAUUACGGUGUAAGCUGAGAUUUCCCUUUGCCAAGAUUCAAAGUUGUAUCCACAUCAGGUGAUUGUAAAACUGUACUAUCUUGUAAAAUUUAUGUUUUAAAAAAAGGGCAACGAUGCUAAAAAUUUAAGUCCCACUGUAUUUUUCCUACCAGUGUUUAGAAACGUCUGCUUCUGGGAUAUGGUAAUGUUAUCUGUUCUUGGGAACAGCCCAGAAAAGGCUCGGUGAUAAUUACGGCUCCGCAAACCUACCUCACAGCUGGGUGGAGAGAAUAAGAGGAUCUUGUACCCUAGAGUGCCUGUGCAGUCCAAGUGCUGAAUAAUUACUUGAGUGAAACCAGAUUAACCAAAACUCUGUAAAAGCUCCACAAAUACCAAGUAUAACGGUAUAUUUUUGGAAUGUAGCCAUAUAGUGCAAUUACUGACCUCUGUCAUGGAUCACAGGUGUUAUUCAUAGUAACUCAUUGUGAUACAGAAGUUUGUUUCGUACUUGUGAGAAGCCAACUUUAGCGAUUGGAGAAUUGAGGAGCAUGCCCCUCAAGGACUAAAGAAAAAAGUCUUAUGUCUGAGGAUCCUCAGAGGAUAUCCUAAUUCUUUUUAACUAAAAGAUAACACCCGAAUACGAACUGAACAGUCUAAGACUUAAUAAUUACUGUCUAACUUAAAAGUCUUGAAAGAUAAAGUUGGAAGACGUCUCGACUAUUUGGGUGAGGGCCUGUAAGCCUGGUCGAAGGUCCUGCUGUACCGUGGCAGCACUGAGAAGGACUGAAAGCUAGCCCCACGUCUCAGCCUCUGCUUGGAUCUCCGCUGCCCCAUCCAGACCCAUUUGUGUGAUUUCUUGUGAACCUACCUAGCUUUAUGUAGUCACUUGUUAUAUGCAUCCCAAAAGCUUAGUCUGAAAGUAGUUAUGAAUUUUGGGGGCUGGUCAAAGAAACUUUAAAUCCUCACUUUGAUCCAAGUGUCAUUUCUGGGGGAAGGGGUACCUAAUGAGCAUUUUAGAGAAUAAACCUGGUUAGACUAAUUCUGGUAGGACUCAUAAUCAAAUUUGGGGAUUGUUGAGAGUAAUAAGCUAAAAUAUGGCUCCUAGAACUGUAACCAAUCGCUGAAUUACAAAUCUCUCUCGUUACAUUUGUGAUCCUAAAGUGGACCAUUCACAGAAUUUUAAAAUUGAAUUACAUGCUUAAUUCAUGGUUACAUGGUUAAGAAAAGCAGCUAGGGGCGCCUGGGUGGCUCCGUCGGUUGAGCGUCCGACUUCGGCUCAGGUCGUGAUCUCACGGUCUGUGAGUUCGAGCCCCGCGUCGGGCUCUGUGCGGACAGCUCAGAGCCUGGAGCCUGCUUCCGAUUCUGUGUCUCCCUCUCUCUCUGACCCUCCCCUGUUCAUGUUCUGUCUCUCUCUCUCUUUCUCAAAAAUAAAUAAACAUUAAAAAAAAAAUUAAAAAAAAAAGAAAAGCAGCUAAAUAUUUAUUACCUGUUAGCCACAAAUAAAGGAAUUAAACUGUAUGUAGAAUAAUGGGUGGUUUCUGGAACAAAGGUCAGCUGCACUUAGUGAUGGGAAGCCAAGAACCAGUCGUGUUUUCUUAGUUAGAACUGCCACCCCCCUCUCUUCACUAACAUUAAAUAGGCAUUCUGUCCCUUGUUAAGUCCCACUAUAUAAUGCUGAAGGAAAACAGGAGUGUUCAAAUCGUCAUAACUUCUACAUUACAGGUUGCGUUUAGAUGUAGACCUAGAAGAGCCAGGACAAACCAGGUGGGGAAGAACAUAACACUGACCUUCUAAAAGCUUCUUGCAUACUAUUGCAAAAAUAAGAAAGGAAGUUUCACCUUUGUUAUAAAAACUCAUCUAAGGUCAAAGUAAGCACUGUUACAUUGUCUUCUUUAAAAAAAAAUGGUUACAAUUUAAAAUCAAAGGAAAGAUUUAAUAAUAUGAAGCUUAUGUGGAAUGUACCAUUCACUUACAAGUUGCUGUGGCUCCUUCAUUUAUGAGAGACAAAUCUUUUUAAAGGAUGCCAUAGCAACAGUGAAAGCCCUUUAUCACACUGACAGGAAUGAGUUUGUUGGGCUUCUAAAAGUUAGAUUUCUGCUGACAGAAUUAGCCAUCCCUCGCAAGGUUUUAAUCCAGUACUGAAUUGUUUAUAAAACGCUCUUCUCUAAUGUAGUGUAAGUAGUGACCCUCUGUAUAUACUUCCAUUUUCUGUGUCUGUUCCUUGUUGUGAACUUACGUAUGUUAGUGAAAUAAAUUUUCAGCUUUCAUGUUUCAACAUUC
Leopardus geoffroyi (Geoffroy's cat) is the source of this 7316-nucleotide messenger RNA. It is a transcript of the gene RAB3GAP2, whose product is annotated as RAB3 GTPase activating non-catalytic protein subunit 2. Bases 165 to 4412 code for a protein of 1415 amino acids. The transcript has 36 exons. NCBI's taxonomy places the organism in Eukaryota, Metazoa, Chordata, Mammalia, Carnivora, Felidae. Gene Ontology annotation, biological process: regulation of GTPase activity. The record is from RefSeq and is a predicted model, not a curated record.